AUGUCAAAGAUUCAUAACGCUUUCACCGUCCUGAUGGACAUACCUACUCCUAUAGUAGCCGCCCCUAUGGCAGGGGCUAGUGGGGGCGCAUUAGCGGCCCAGGCAUCCGCUGCCGGAGCAUUUGGAUUUAUCGGUGCAGGAUAUUUGACGUCUUCUCGCAUUCAGGAGGAGCUAUCAUUAGCUCGCACGCAACUUCUCCUAUCCGACACAGAUCCCCUCUCAAUCGGUGUGGGUUAUCUGGCUUGGCAACUGGAGAAAGAUCCCUCCUCUGGCGCUGGAUUGCUUAACGUUUCCCUUUCUAACAGAGUUCAGGCCAUCUGGCUGGCGUUCGGGAACAAUAUAGAUCGAUGGAUCGACCAUAUUCGCUCUUAUGAUGCGAGUUCCGGACGGGAGAAGAAAACUCUAAUUUUUGUACAAGUUUCCUCAGCGAAAGAGGCUCUCAUUGCCAUCCAGGACUGGAAAGUUGACGUCUUAGUAGCUCAAGGGUCUGAAUCUGGCGGGCAUGGGUAUAGCGCCGCUCCACCGCUUCUCACGCUGGUGCCCUCUAUCUUGGCAGUGCUGCCCAAAGACGGCCCGCCCCUUCUCGCAGCCGGCGGAUUGUCAACCGGCGGUCACGUUGCGUCUCUUCUUGCACUCGGAGUCUCUGGCGUGGUGCUUGGCACCAGAUUUCUGAUGACGAAAGAGAGCUUCUAUAAUGAGGCGCAAAAAAAUGUGCUUGUUAUGGCCAGUGGCAAUGCCACAGUGCGCACGACGGCAUUUGACCGUGCUAGAGGAACUCUGGAUUGGCCGGAAGGCGUCGACGGUCGUGCCAUUUAUAACAAGACAGUGAAAGAUGUAGAUGAUGGUGUCGACAUCGAAAUUGUUCGAGAGAAUUUCAACAGGGCAAUACAGGAUAGGGAUCCUGAUCGAAUGUUGGUUUGGGCAGGUAGUGGAGUUGAGUUGGUCACAGAAAUUCAGACUACCCAGGAUGUUGUUCGGGAACUCCACGCAGAUAUGAUGGAACAUUUAAGUUUUGUAUCAACACUUAUUGCCACCUAGUGGCAAAUCCGUUGGUUUCCGUGAACUCAGGACCAUUUGUCUUUCCAAUUCGGACGGGCUGUUUCGCUUGCUGCAUGUCCCUGCGUAGUGUUAACAUUUGGAAAGAUAACUGUCAGGAACAC
Molecule: messenger RNA, 1160 nt
Organism: Suillus subaureus
Lineage: Eukaryota; Fungi; Basidiomycota; Agaricomycetes; Boletales; Suillaceae
Product: 2-nitropropane dioxygenase
Exons: 5
Coding region: 1-1038 (345 amino acids)
Molecular function (GO): nitronate monooxygenase activity
Source: RefSeq, a predicted model, not a curated record